ACUUUGGAACUUGUUCUUGCCCGGUCAAGGCUACGUUCUGUCUGCGAUGGAGAUAGCGACCGGCCGGGCCAAAGCCUAUACGUAAUCAGUUGUCUUCAAAGACGCGUUGACUGACCAGCUCGCCGCUGCCAUGCCUUACGUCCUAGUUACAACGCAAAUUAGGCUUGAGAAUGGACCAACUUAUGUUGGAGAUGAAUAUUCUGAUCCAGAAUUGAUGCAGUACUUAUGUGCCAACAAAAUUACAGAACCAGGGAACAACUUCUCAACGUACUUGACUGACCUAAAUCCUCGACGUGUCUUGGAUUUACUUGAGAAGCGUGGUUUUCGGCUUGUUGGAAUGAGUGGUAUGGGUCAAACAUGUGUUUGGACCAUGUGGAAAGCCAUCAGUUCUGCUAGUGAUGAUGAAUCUGACAAGUAAAACUUGUAGUCUUAUUC
This is a messenger RNA of Frankliniella occidentalis (western flower thrips), 435 nucleotides long. RefSeq names its product GTP cyclohydrolase 1 feedback regulatory protein-like. The transcript is spliced from 3 exons. Gene Ontology annotation, biological process: negative regulation of biosynthetic process. NCBI's taxonomy places the organism in Eukaryota, Metazoa, Arthropoda, Insecta, Thysanoptera, Thripidae. The coding region runs from base 131 to 418 and encodes 95 amino acids. The record is from RefSeq and is a predicted model, not a curated record. Gene Ontology annotation, cellular component: cytoplasm; nucleus. Gene Ontology annotation, molecular function: GTP cyclohydrolase binding.